GUGUCAACUGUCAACAUAAUUUAUAAUUUUUUCAUAACCUUGUUUGCUUUCUUCUUAAAUGAAAAUAAAAUGGUAGACGAAGGCACUAGGAAAACAUUAAGUAAUAUCCCAUUAUUAAAAACAAAAGCCGGCCCAAGAGAUAAAGAACUAUGGAUACAAAGGUUAAAGGAAGAAUACCAAUCUCUGAUUAAAUAUGUCCAAAAUAACAAAGCAGCAGAUAAUGAUUGGUUUAGGCUAGAAUCUAACAAAGAGGGAACAAAGUGGUUCGGAAAGUGUUGGUUCAUCCACGAACUGUUAAAAUAUGAGUUUGAUGUGGAAUUUGAUAUUCCCAUCGGAUACCCCACAACUGCCCCAGAAAUAGCCCUUCCAGAACUUGACGGCAAGACUGCUAAAAUGUAUAGAGGUGGUAAAAUUUGUCUUAGUGAUCAUUUCAAACCAUUAUGGGCUAGGAAUGUACCUAAAUUUGGAAUCGGUCAUGCCAUGGCUUUGGGGCUUGGUCCAUGGUUAGCUGUGGAAAUUCCAGAUUUAAUAGCAAAAGGAGUGAUAUCUUACAAAGAAAAGACAAGUCAAUGAUCCAUAUAAAUAAAUUUAUAGUUAAGAAUAAGAGCAAAAUAAAUAUUUUCCAUUUUA
Diabrotica virgifera virgifera (western corn rootworm) is the source of this 630-nucleotide messenger RNA. RefSeq names its product ubiquitin-fold modifier-conjugating enzyme 1 (gene Ufc1). Lineage: Eukaryota; Metazoa; Arthropoda; Insecta; Coleoptera; Chrysomelidae. Gene Ontology annotation, molecular function: UFM1 conjugating enzyme activity. Gene Ontology annotation, cellular component: cytoplasm. The transcript has 4 exons. The record is from RefSeq and is a predicted model, not a curated record. The coding region runs from base 70 to 573 and encodes 167 amino acids. Gene Ontology annotation, biological process: protein K69-linked ufmylation.